Molecule: messenger RNA, 1379 nt
Organism: Toxorhynchites rutilus septentrionalis
Lineage: Eukaryota; Metazoa; Arthropoda; Insecta; Diptera; Culicidae
Exons: 3
Biological process (GO): sensory perception of smell; detection of chemical stimulus involved in sensory perception of smell
Cellular component (GO): plasma membrane
Molecular function (GO): odorant binding; olfactory receptor activity
Source: RefSeq, a predicted model, not a curated record
UCAACAAUCACGUGUGGAUUUUAUAUAUAUACAUAUAUAUAUAUAUAUAUAUAUAUAUAUUUAAAAGGUCUGUCGGGAUUCGUUUGCAAACCAAUAGGAAGAGUUGUUUUGAGAAGUUUGUACCCUGAAAUGUAUUCAUUAAGGACCAAGUAUGAACAUUUCAUUCGGUUUGAUGAUACUUCGGAUCCGCUGCGUUUCGUUGGUUAUCUACACAAAUUUAUUGGCUUAAACUUGGUCAACCCGAAGGUCAUUAAAAUCUGGAGACUGUCAAUUUUCCUAAUGAUCGUCCAGGCUUUGUGCUUUGGCUAUCGUCUGUACAUGGUUAGUGUGAAUGGGUCCGGCGUUUCGUACAUUGUCUGCGCUAUGAACGUUGUCGGGGGAUUCGUUUCCGGAGGAAUUCGAACCCGUAGCUUCAGGUACUUUUACAACGAUUUCGUAACAUUCCGGAAAGAUAUGUUACAAUGUUUGCGGUUCCAACGAGACGAUACCAAGGCGCAGCGCAUCCGAAGGGAGCACCACGAGAACAAUCUGAAGUUUACUUUGGCUGUGCUAAGUGCCGGAGUUAGUUUAAUCACCAUUUGGAACCUCACGGAUUACAGAAUGAACGAUCAGUAUCGAAUUCCGUUUGAUUUGAGCUUUCUCAACGACACAGUUCAAUCUGGGCUGGACAGUUUAUUUGGAUUUUACAUUUUAACACUUGCGGCGCAUUUUUGGAUUCCUUUCGUUACCAUUCGCGUUGCUUUGCGAACUCUUCGAGCGGAGCUCUUAAUCUUGAACUGUUCUUUCGAAAAAUUAUUCCACAGGGCCCUUGAGAGGAGUACAAUGCUCGUGUCAACGAAUUCAAUGGAACACAUUGAUGACGAUCGUUUCUGGCAGUGCCUGGAAGCUGAAUUGGCACAACUCGUUAUCCACCAUAAGCUCCUUCUAAUCAACGUUGAUCGUAUCCGGCGCCUGGCUAGUGUUCCAUUUCUGGCGGAAAUGUUCGCGAGUGUGUCGAUACCUUCCAUAGCUGUUUUUCUCUUUCUUCUUUUGGGAAGCGAGAACCUUUCCCUUUUUGGGAUAUCAUGUAUCGUAAUGUUUGAGUUUUACUACAACAGUUCGCUGGUUGAGGAACUGGAAGAUGCCCACGCGGAUACGGGAGAAGCAAUCUACCGCCUCGAAUGGCCCCUGUAUUUGCGGUAUGAUGGACGGCACGCUCGGCAGUACAAAAAUGUGCGGAACAGUUUAUUGAUCGGAAUGAUGAGAUCCAAUCAGCGACUUCACUUCCACUGUGGCGGGAUGUAUGAGAUGUCCAUGAAGACGUUUUCGGUCACCGUGAAGACAUGUUAUACUAUUUUGACUUUUUUGAUGCAGCUCACGACAUAAAAUCUUAAUCGAGG